GAUAAGAUUCGAUAUCAUUUAUUGGGGGAUAAGAAAUUACACUGAAAUAAACCUAUAUCUAUAAGUUUUUACAUUUGUGGAUCGGCCCCAGCUAAAUACAGAAGAUUAAUUUUCGGUUACAAAAACUCAAUCAGUUGUUUUAGUUGCUGUUUUCAGAAGGAAGGGGAAAAAAUGGGAUUUGUAUUACCAAAGAUUGUAUCUCAUUUGAGGCUGUCUGGUGGAUCACUAUUUCUAUUCAAGACUAGAGCUAUAUCUAAUUUAUUUCAUUUGUCUGAAACGCACAGAAUGUUGCAGAAAACAUGCCAAGAAUUCGCAGAAGCGGAACUGCAACCAAUUGCAUCAAAAAUAGACAAGGAACACUUGUACCCGAGAGAACAAGUUAAAAAGCUUGGAAAUCUUGGUUUAUUUGGAGUUGUAGUUCCUGAAAAGUAUGGUGGUGCUGGAUUGGAUUAUUUAGGAUAUUCUAUAGCCAUGGAAGAAAUAAGCCGAGGUUGUGCUUCAUGUGGUGCUAUUAUGAGCGUUCAUAAUUCUUUAUAUUUGGGUGGCCUCCUGCAGUUUGGAAAUAAAUCACAAAUUGAAACUUUUGUCACACCCUUCACAAGUGGAGAAAGAGUGGGUUGCUUUGCCUUGAGUGAACCAGGUAAUGGAAGUGAUGCCUGCGCUGUAUCAACAACCGCAAGGCUAGAUGGUGACUCCUGGAUUCUUAAUGGUACAAAAGCAUGGAUUACGAAUGGACAUGAAGCUGAGGCUGCUCUCGUGAUUGCUACAACAGACAAAUCGAAGAAACACAAAGGCGUUAGUUGCUUUAUUGUUCCUAAAUCUACAACUGGACUUUCUGUAGGUAAAAAAGAAGACAAAUUAGGAAUUAAAGGAUCAUCUACUUGCAAUUUAAUUUUAGAAGAGUGUAGGAUUCCAAAAGCGAAUCUUCUAGGAAAAUUAGGAGAUGGAUUUAAAAUUGCAAUGACAGUUCUUGAUGGUGGUCGAAUAGGUAUGGCAAGUCAAGCUAUUGGGAUUUCACAGGCAGCUCUCGAUUGUGCAAUCGUGUAUGCGUCGCAGAGGAAGGCCUUUGACAGAACCCUGCUAAACCUUCAAGCGAUUCAGAUGAAAAUUGCUGACAUGGAGAUGAGAACAGAAGCAGCCCGCUUAUUGACUUGGAAAGCAGCAACCUUAAAGGACUCUGGUCAAAGAUACACUAAGGAAGCUGCCAUGGCGAAACUCGCUGCAUCUGAAACAGCAACCUUUGUAACUCAUCAGGCAAUUCAGAUCCUUGGUGCGAUGGGUUACACAACUGGCAUGCCUGCAGAGAGAUUAUACAGGGAUGCAAGAGUGACUGAAAUUUAUGCAGGACCUAGCGACAUACAGAGGGUUGUUAUCACUAGGAACGUUGCCAAAGAAUAUGGAAUUAGGGGUUGUCGAUAAUUAUUAUUUUUUUUCAUUUGAUGUUGUGGUCAUUUGAUGAAAGUGUCGUCUUUGAUUCAAUAUAAUAAUAAAAAAAAUAUGCAUUUUCUGCGA
Messenger RNA from Parasteatoda tepidariorum (common house spider), 1512 nucleotides. Its product is annotated as short-chain specific acyl-CoA dehydrogenase, mitochondrial. Gene Ontology annotation, molecular function: flavin adenine dinucleotide binding; short-chain fatty acyl-CoA dehydrogenase activity. NCBI's taxonomy places the organism in Eukaryota, Metazoa, Arthropoda, Arachnida, Araneae, Theridiidae. Gene Ontology annotation, cellular component: mitochondrion. The record is from RefSeq and is a predicted model, not a curated record. Gene Ontology annotation, biological process: butyrate catabolic process; fatty acid beta-oxidation using acyl-CoA dehydrogenase.